CCGUCCCGUUCGAAAGUGAUUACUUUGCAAGAUGCAAUGAAUUUGCUGGCCUCGGGUUUUCUCAAAGGCCCUGGAGGAUUUCUCAAAGGCACUAGUGCGAGCGAUAUGAUCAAAGGUACAAAUUCGGUCAAUCGAGAGGUGCGCAUCGGAGUCACCUAUACUCCGGAAGAGUCGAUUGGUCCAUGCAGUCAAACGAAUAUAUACAUAUCCCUGGCUAUUGCCGCUUCGGAAGUUCAAGCAUCUGUGAUACCCACAACAAGCUUGCGUAGACCAUAUGAAAACCAGUCUGAUCAGCUCCCCGGUGGUCAAGCCUACAUCGAAUUCUUCACCAUCCUCGGGCCACAGUGCUUUGAAGCCAAUCUGGCAUCAAUUAUCGCUCACUGCACCGGUCUACUGGCUAAUGCGCGUGCCAUUCCCACUCAUGCGGAAGCAAUUAACGCGCGGAAUUGUGUCGGUUUCAUCCUCGGCACAUUGUAUCGUCGUCUUUUAUCCGAACCGGUUCAGUUGGUCGCAGCUCGGGAACUAGCCUCUCUGUUACGGCAGCGGUUGCAAGUCGCGCAGGGUUUGGACGAGUCUAGUGGCCCCGGUGGAAUUAGUGUCAGUUCCGAUGUGAGCGGGUUGGGCGAUUCAAAUUUAGACGGACCGGAUUAUAUGACAGAUAGCGCACAAGGUGAAGAUAUGAGUGAAUCAGUUAGCUCGGGAUCAGUUGCGGAUCAAACCAGUAGUCGAGGCAUGACAGACGCUGACUCGGGCCUUGGAAGACGUGGUUUUGGGCGUACUGGUAGUCGAACGCAACGCCAGCAACAGCAGCAACAACAUGUGAUGAUCUCCAUCAUGGAUCAGCUGACACAACUAUUGCAUUGGUUGGAUUCUCUUUCCGGUCAACUUGUGGAGUCGCCGGUUCAAUUACCCGAUUUGUUGUGCAGUGCUCUGAGUCACAGCAGUGCCCCAGUUCGUUUGGCUGCCGCAAAUUGUUUGCGACAAUUGACCAUCGUGUUACCGAGUCAGCGUACCGUCCUACUGGAUCGAUGCAUAGCCUCGCUUCAACAAGCUCAACGCAACAAUUCAGAAGCUAUCCUGGGCUACAGCAAUGCUAUUGCGGGGAUAUUGGCCGGAGCUAGUGUGAGCCCCUUGGGCAUUCCAGCUAAUCGACUACGACAAGUGUUCACUCUAUCCGACGAACUGUUACGUGCUGCAAAUCAGAACAGUCGCCUCACACUGCCUCGAACACAGGCUGGAUGGACCUUGCUGGCCGCUUGUAUGACCUUGGGACCGGAUUUGGUCAAACCACAUUUGCCCAAAAUGUUACUGUUCUGGCGCAAUGCGUUUCCCCGAAGUGCUCGGGAGUUGGAAGCUGAAAAACAACGUGGAGACGCAUUUACAUGGCAGCUUGUCGAGGGUGAACACGAUGAGAGUUCAUAUAGCACACUUCUUCGCGAAUUGGUUGCUGAAUUCACCCUGACAGACAAUGCGGCGAAUACGACCACAUCAUUGCUUCGUUGGUUAUGUCGUACAGAUGACAGUGUCACAUUGGGCUGCUGGGUGCAUGAUACCGAUCAUAAAUUGUUGGAAGAACAGCUCCAACCGAACGGAGGAAGCACUCCGGGUGCACUAGAACAUGACCCCGCAUAUCUGUUUCUUCGGGAUGGUCUGAUCUGGGCUACGACCCCAGUAACCGGAUCGUUGGAUACAUAUAACGGUGAUGUGGACUCCAAUGCAACUUUGUGCCACUCUCCGUCGCUAACUUCCUCGGGUUGUGAUGGUUCCUCAUUCCUAAAAUCACCACUCUACGGACCUAGCGGUUCUUAUACAAGCAUUGCUGGUGCGGCAGCCGCUGCUUCUGUGAGCACCUGUGCAAUCAAUCUCUACGGUCCUCCACCGAUCAGCGUAGCCGUUAUCGAUUCCGCAGUUGAACUUUUUGGACGCAUCUUCCCUUGUGUGCCUGUGCGGCACCGGGCCCAAAUGAUGGAACAUUUUGCCGAAUGCAUACGACUGACCAAAUCUACUCGACAGGAAGCGGUUCAGAUCAAUGUAUUCACUGCGCUGCUCGGUGCUAUGCGACGCCUGGCCGAGACCAAAGCGGCAUUUGGUGAUGAUGCGGAACUGCGAAAAUCUACCGCAAAUUUGAUUCUGGUAUGUAGAGAUGUGNAGAGAUGUGUUUGUGAGCCGCAAGACUCAAGUGUGCCUGAGGUUCAAGUUUGGGCACUUCAUGCAUUGGCCCUAGUUGCGGAUUCCGGUGGACCAAUGUUCCGGGAAUAUGUGGAACCCAGUCUGAAUUUGGUUCUACAACUACUUCUUCGGUCCCCGGCAACUAUGAAUGAGAUUCAGCGCAGUUUGGGUCGGCUUUUGGCUGCAUUGAUCACUACUUUGGGGCCGGAACUUCAAGGUUCGAUUUAA
Echinostoma caproni is the source of this 2397-nucleotide messenger RNA. NCBI's taxonomy places the organism in Eukaryota, Metazoa, Platyhelminthes, Trematoda, Plagiorchiida, Echinostomatidae. The record is from the annotation of a GenBank genome assembly.